This is a messenger RNA of Balaenoptera musculus (blue whale), 997 nucleotides long. It is a transcript of the gene FAM174C, whose product is annotated as family with sequence similarity 174 member C. The transcript has 4 exons. The record is from RefSeq and is a predicted model, not a curated record. The coding region runs from base 24 to 617 and encodes 197 amino acids. Gene Ontology annotation, cellular component: extracellular region. NCBI's taxonomy places the organism in Eukaryota, Metazoa, Chordata, Mammalia, Artiodactyla, Balaenopteridae.
GCGGCUACCGCUUCCGCCGGGCUAUGGGGCCGCGUGUGCUGCCGCCGCGGCUCCUGCUGCUGCCGGCGCUGCUGCUGCCGGCGCUGCUGUGCGGAGCCGAGGGUGCCGCGCCCCCGUCGCUGCGCCGCACGCAGGCCACGCUCUUGCUGCAGCCCGCCGUGACGAACGGGAGCCAGCCGGGGGCGCCGCACAACAGCACACACCCUUGGCCGCUGGGCUCGCCGGACUCGCCGCUUCUGCGUUCCCUCUACGUGGUCACGGGCCUCAUCUUCUUGGCCGUGCUCUACUUCCUCAUCCGGGCAUUCAGGUGCGUCAGGCGCACGCCGCCGCCGCCGCCCUGGCGCGGCCAAUCCGCGCGCGCCUCGCGCCCCAAGUAUUGCGGCGCGAGAGCCCCGCCUCUCCAGCGCGGUGCGCCAUCGUCACGAGAAGAAACACAGUUGGAGCCGGAAAGUUCACAGCAAGACUCUAGGAGUCGAGCAGACGAGCAUUAUCGGAGAAGAUUGAAAAAGCCGCAGCGGAGGAGGUACGGGCUCCUGGCCAACACCGAGGACCUGACUGAGAUGGCAUCGCUGGACAGCGACGAGGAGACGGUCUUUGAAACAAGGAACCUGAGAUGAUGUACAGGUUGGGAAGGCAGCGUUUCCAGCGGCCCUGUGGGAAGGACAAGAGACAGGGCCCCUCCCAGUGCUUGGAACGCCCUGCUGAUUCUCCUGCCACCAAAGAGCUUGUGUGGGGCCUGCCCGGCCUUCCAGAAGCCGCCUCAGCCCUGCCCCCGGACAAGACCGCCCAGGAUACCGGCUGGAAGCCAGAGGGGCCCCGGCAGCAGCACGCAGAACUCUGAGGUCCCCUGGCCACGUUGUGACUUGUGCUGAUCACCCUUCCUGGUGGGGAUGCGUCAGCCCUAAGCUGAGGCCUGGUAGGCGGGUGGGCUGGGGUGCCUGUCUGGGAGCACCAUAUGCCUGGGCUGAGGACAAUAAAGGCAGCCAGUGGUUCUGUA